This is a messenger RNA of Contarinia nasturtii (swede midge), 3227 nucleotides long. It is a transcript of the gene Naa15-16, whose product is annotated as N-alpha-acetyltransferase 15, NatA auxiliary subunit. NCBI's taxonomy places the organism in Eukaryota, Metazoa, Arthropoda, Insecta, Diptera, Cecidomyiidae. The transcript has 7 exons. Gene Ontology annotation, molecular function: protein binding; protein-N-terminal amino-acid acetyltransferase activity. Gene Ontology annotation, cellular component: NatA complex; cytoplasm. Bases 315 to 2894 code for a protein of 859 amino acids. The record is from RefSeq and is a predicted model, not a curated record. Gene Ontology annotation, biological process: N-terminal peptidyl-methionine acetylation.
UUAUAUGCUUGACCGCCAUACACAUUUACUCGUGUGUGAAUCCGAUUUUCUUGACUGUGGGGCAUGAUUUUCGAUUUUCAAUCAAUCGUGUAGUCUUUUUAAACUAUUCGCAAGAGAAAAAAACCUUUUGUUUUGAACUCAUAAAACUUCAAACACAUUAACCGGAACGGUGUUAAAUGUGUGAAGAACAAUAAGAGACACGCGAUAAAUAUCUAGUGCAUAUACUACAACGACAGUGUGGAAAUAUCUAGUUUUUUUUUUCUUCUUCGUUGAACGAACGACCGAGAAAAUCGAGCGUGUGUAUUUUACCGAAAAUGCCUUCGAAAGAUCCUUUGCCGCCAAAAGAAAGUGCACUGUUCAGAAAAAUACUGAAAUGUUACGAAAUGAAACAAUACAAAAAUGGCCUAAAGCUAGCCAAACAGAUAUUGUCGAAUCCAAAAUUCACAGAGCAUGGCGAAACAUUGGCCAUGAAAGGAUUGACAUUGAAUUGCUUGGGACGAAAAGAUGAAGCAUACGAUCAUGUACGACGCGGUUUACGAAAUGAUUUGGGAUCGCACGUUUGCUGGCACGUCUACGGUUUACUACAACGUUCCGAUAAGAAAUACGAUGAGGCCAUCAAAUGCUAUCGAAAUGCAUUGAAAUGUGAAAAGGACAACAUUCAAAUUCUGCGCGAUUUAUCAUUGCUGCAAAUUCAAAUGCGCGAUUUGGAAGGAUACAGGGAGACCAGACAUCAAUUGUUCAAAUUAAGGCCAUCACAACACGCAUCUUGGAUUGGAUUUGCAAUGAGCUAUCAUUUGCUUGGCGAUUUUGCAACGGCCAAUAGUGUGCUCGAUACAUUUCGACAGAGCCAAGUGAACGAGACCUAUGAUUAUAAGCAUAGUGAGCUGUUGCUGUAUCAAAAUCAAAUUCUACAAGAAUCUGGUGACUUCGAAAAGGCAUUAAAGCACAUUGAAGAGUUUGAAUCGCAAAUCGUCGACAAACUGGCUGUCAGAGAGACAAUGGGUGAUUUGUGCCUUAAGUUAGGUAAUUUUGAGAAAGCAGCCACGAUUUACGAAGGAUUGAUCAAACGUAAUCCCGAAAAUACAUUGUACUAUGCCAAAUUCAUUGAAUCAAAACGUGUGGAACAACCGGAAGCAAUAACUGAUUUGUAUCGUAAAUUCCAAACGGAUUAUCCGCGUGCAAUUUGCCCAAAACGUUUACCAUUGAAUGUUGCCAGCGGUGAACUGUUUCGUGAGCUAAUCGACGAUUUCUUGCGUCGUGGAUUACGCAAAGGUGUACCACCAUUGUUCGUUAGUCUUCGUUCCAUGUACAAGGACGAAGAAAAAGUGAAAAUUAUCACCCAAGUAGUGCUCGACUAUUAUGUUAAUUUGAAAGAGUCAAAUCAUUUUUCGAAAAAAGAUCGCGAAUCAAAUCAACCAAUUGAACCGGCCUCAGCACUGCUAUGGACACUUUAUUUUUUGGCUCAACACUAUGAUUUUUUGCGUGUCACCGAAAAAGCAAUCGAAUUUAUCAAUGAAGCCAUCGAACAUACGCCAACGCUUAUCGAACUAUUUGUGUGCAAAGGUCGCAUUUUCAAGCAUGCCGGAGAUUUAAUUGAAGCAUUCAAAUGGCUGGACGAAGCCCAAAGCUUAGACACAGCCGAUCGAUAUAUCAAUUCAAAAUGCGCUAAAUACAUGCUCAGAGCCAAUUUGGUGAAAGAGGCCGAGGAUAUAUGCGCGAAAUUUACGCGUGAAGAUGUGUCAGCUAUGGAAAAUCUCAACGAAAUGCAAUGUAUGUGGUUCCAAACGGAAUGCGCUCAAGCCUAUCAACGGCUGGAAAAAUGGGGUGACGCAUUGAAAAAGUGCCAUGAAAUCGAUCGCCAUUUCUCCGAAAUUAUCGAAGAUCAAUUCGAUUUUCACACAUAUUGCAUGAGAAAAAUGACACUUCGAGCAUACGUUGGACUAUUGAGGCUAGAAGACAUUCUACGGCAACAUCCAUUCUAUUUUAAAGCUGCCAAAUGCGCGAUUGAGGUUUAUAUUCGACUGUACGAUAAACCCUUGCCAUCUGAAAAACAAAUUGAAGAUGUCGACACAGAAAAUCUUCCGCCAUCUGAGCUGAAAAAGUUGCGAAACAAGCAGCGUAAAGCGAAAAAGAAGGCCGAAUUGGAGAGCGCUCAGGCUGCCCAAGCUCAAGUAAAGAAAGAACAACAUAAUAAAUCGCGUCAGCAAAAUCAAGACGGUGACCCGGAAGCGCCUCAACUUGAUGAAUUGAUACCCGAUAAAUUAGCACGUCCGGAUGAUCCAUUGGAAAAGGCGAUCGAAUUUUUAAAACCAUUACAAUUAUUAGCCAAAGACUGUAUCGAAACUCAUUUGCUGGCAUUUGAGAUUUACUAUCGGAAAAAUAAGCUACUACUCAUGUUGCAAUCGAUUAAACGUGCUCAAGCAAUUGAUGCGACCAAUGCACAAUUGCACUUCUGCAUCGUUAGAUUUUCGAAAAUGUUAAAAUCCGUAACGAACAAUGUCGAACUUAAUGAGCAUGUUAAAAUUGUACUUGAACGAGAAACGGCCAAAAUAUUCAACGGCAAAUCGGCUACCGAAUUAAAUCAAUCGAUAUUGAAUACGUUCGGUAAAUCAUACGAUCAUGUUCUCCAUGUGGCCAAAGCGAUGAUUGAAUUGGAUACAACCACUAAAGAUAAAGCAAUCAAUUUGAUCGUUUCGUUUCCCCUUGAUAACCUAACAUUAGAGCAAGGGACGAUGGCAUACACAACAUUGACAUCGGAAGCAUUUGGCGUCAGUGCGGAUCAAUUGAAGUCGUAUAAGUCAUUGUGUCAAAAGCGUUUUACACAAGCAACGAUUUUCCGUGAUGUUCAGCCAGUGACGGUGACAGUGGAAGAAACUGCUGCGCCAGCCUCUUGAGAAACUAAUCACACACUUAAUCCAUAGGAAUCAAGACAAAGAAUUGAAAAAUUUAAAUUCACAUAUAUGCAACGCAAUAACUAAACAAACCAUGGAAUCAAUUGUUUUUUUGAUUCGAUUUUAUACAUACAUUUAUUGCAACCAUACCAACCCAAGCAUUUAAUUGUAAACAAUGAUACGGUACGAUCUAAACCACACUAGAGAGUAAACGGAUACAAUCUAACGAAACGAAUCAAUUUACGUACAAUUACACAGAUUUGAAACAUAAAAAAACACACGUAUUUAAAAUCAUUGAAUAAAUUGAACAAUUUACGUGAACAUUUAGAAACAAAA